GGGCUGCCCGCGCUCCGAAGCGACGGACUGCCCGCCUCGGGCCUGGCUCCUGCACCAGGCGACUCCGCCGGCUUCGGGCUCGCAGGGAGCCGCCGGGCCGGGACCAGCGCGCAGCCGCUCGCCCCCGCGGCCUGGGCCCGGCUGAUGGCUGGAGGUGGCGCGGAGCGGGUAGCGCGACGGAGGCGCCAUGUUGAGGCCGGCUGCGGAGAUUUUCUUCUGAUUACAUAGAGUUCCUUGGAGAAAAAAAUCGUCUACGUCUGAGGAAGAGGACUGGUGUUCAGCCUUCUGUACACUUCCAGAGCAUUCAUCCACACUUAUUUGGAUGCCUUCUGAGUUUAUCUUGAUUAAUCAGUGGGAGUUACCUGUGCUAAGGCGAAACAGGUUAUGGCUGUAGCUACAGGAACAAAACUGACAAGGUUUUUAUUGAUCCACCAUCAUUUAUUCUUGUAUACACAAGUGAUUCAUCCUACCAUGCAGUCAGUGUGAAAGCUCCUAAUGAUUUGGCAAGAAAGUACCUCAUCAGCACAGCAUUACAGAGUCUCAUUGUAAAUUUGUCUGUGGAAAUAGUGUUGUGCCUUGAUUAGAGAAGCAGAAGAGAUCCUUGACAUCCAGACUUAAUAAGAAAUGCUGCGCAGGAUUGCCAGUAUUGAAGAGUUCUGCCUCAUCCUUUGAAGGAAGCCAGCAAUAAAAUGAACCGUUUCAUAAUGGUGUUUAAAAAUGUCUGACUGGGAAGAUAUUGUACGCAGAGCCCAUUGUAUUGAAAAACUACUGUCUGAGAACAGUUUCCAAGAUGUUGAGGAUCAUCUUAAAGAGCUUGAAGAUGUUGAUAUGACUAUAGAAUAUCUUCAGGGGACAGAAGUUGCUAGGGCUGUAUACAGAGUACUCAAGAGCUGCCCUUCAGUGAAGCUGAAAAAGAAAGCAAAGCAGUUAUUAUCAAGGUGGAAAACACUUCACAAGAAUUACUGUGUUCAGUCAAUGCAAGUUAAAAAGUCAGUUUCUGUGGAUGUGAAGGAGGAAGCUGAACAUCUUAGUGUGGUUUCUCGAGAGCAGUCGCUGUCUGAAGGAGCAUGUCAGCAGGAGGCAUUAGAUGCUACUAGUUCUAAAAUUCUGGUCGCAUCACAAGCUGUUAAAAAUGUGGUAUGUAAUGAUGCACAAGGCAGCAUGAGUCAGCUUUCUUCUUUUGAGGAACAACACAUUGAUAAUGAAGAUUCUGGACCUCUUGUUAACAAAGCAAUUCUGCAGCAGGAUCCAGUGAGAGUUCUGAGGUGUAAAUGUACGGAUCUUCUUUAUAAAGCUUUGGCUGGUUCUGCCAAAGACAAAGAAGAAACCGAUAAAUGGCUAGAGCUAUCUAAAGAAAUCGAAGAACAUAUUUUUUCUCUUCAUGCUAAGAACAACAAAAAGUAUAAAAAUUGCAUCAGAAGCAAAAUCUCUAACUUGAAGAACCCUAAAAGUUGCCACUUAAGACAUAACCUUUUUUCAGGGACUUUGAGUCCAAAGGCUUUUGCUGAGAUGACAGUGAUGGAAAUGGCCAGCGAUGAACUGAAACAGCUCAGGGCUCUGUACACAGAAUCAUCUGUUCAGGAGCAUCAGCUUCCACAAGUUAUUAAUGGCACACAGACAAACAAAAUAAAGUGUCGGCGCUGUGAAAAAUUUGAUUGCACUGUCACCAUGAUUGCCAGAGGAACUCUAUUUCUUCCAGGUUGGGUACGAAACACAAAUCCAGAUGAACAAAUGUUGACUUACGUUAUUUGUAAUGAAUGUGGAGAACAGUGGUAUCACAGCAGAUGGGUUUGUUUGUAAUGCUAUCUCUCUUCAAUAAGUGGCUUAGGAACGUAGAUAUGAGCAGGUUUCUGUUGAAACUUUGUAAUUUGAAUUUUUUUAUUGAUACUAUGUAGAUGCUGCCACUAUAAAGUGCAAAAUCAGUUUUAAAAAAUUGCUAAGUUAUUUUUGAAGAUGACUUGAAUAAAUCUAUGUGGUUUUAAGUAAUGUCAAUAUGUAAAGAAAUAAAAGGGAAAAAUGAUAACCCUGUUAUCUGAGAGAGGAGUGUUCAUUAGUAAAUCCAUUAAAAAUAUUCCAAGUGCUGCGGUUUUUUUCCCCAAGGUAACAAGUACUUGGAAUUUUCAUUAUCUUCAGCAGGAGUUCUUUCACGGAACAUAAGUUUUGUUUACAGUAAACAAGCCGUUUCCAAAACUGCUGUUCACAUAGUUGUGUGCAUUGCAGAAUGUUCAGCAUGGCUUCACUCCUUAAUUAAAUCACUUUUUUCAAGUAAGUGUUAGAUGAUUAAAUUGGUUUGAGAGGUAAAGUCUGCAAGGAAGAGAGGACUGAAAAACAGAGCGCAAAAGGGAGAGAAGGCAGCUAGCAAAUGCAAGCAAAAAUGAAAUUCUGCUGUAUCUUUUUAUAGCUAUUGGGAGAAGAAUAGGUCUUGUGACGGUCUUAUCAGUUUGCAGUUCAGAUUUACAAUGUAAGAUGGUGCGUCCUGCAACUGUUAAGAAAUUAAAGCAGGAUCAGACAAUGGUUUAUUUCAGAAAAUUAUGUAAAUAUGUUAUCAAAUUUAUCUUUGUUUAAUAAAGCCAUGAAGUUAAUAGAAGUUAAUAACUUCCUGAAUGGAUAUCCUCUCUUGAACUAGCAUAUUGGCCCUGAACUGAGCAAAUAAAUGUUUUUAUAUAGUGCAGGUUACCCAGAAAAAAGAAAUAGAAGGAAAUCUAAUAGCUGAAGUUUUUAUACGUAUUGUAUUCCACAGUCAACAGGAUUCCCACUGGCUGUAUACUAGAAGCAUUUAUUUAUCAAAAAACAUUCACCAUAGUCUUUGUUUUUUUGUUGGUUUUGUUUAUUAGUUUUUUCCUUUUUUUCUGGAAGACUUAAACUGACUUCAAAAUCAGCUAUCUGAAUACUUCGAAUGGAGUAUAUCUCAGAAGUCAGGGAGAUGGUUGUUUUCUGAACUGGGAGAACUACCCAAGUCCAGGUGUCUUUCACGGCUGUAUUUUGGUCUGUAGAAGGCUAUGUUCAUACCAUGUGUCUCUGUUUUGGUUUCUUCACUGUUUUUGAGUUACUGUAAAGGUUUAAAUGAGAGGAAAUGUGUCUUGCAUUGAGUCCUAAUUUUCUGAGCACACUAGUGUGUCAACUCACAGACCUGGGGAAAUGCAGUGAAGAAUAAGUCUGCCCUGCCUGCGAGGUCAGGUUCUUGCAGCAAAGCACUAGUACUGUCUGGAAACAUGCCCUUCAUAAUGAGUUUCCUUGUUGGGAGUAUGGGCGAGAUGGUGAAAUAGGUCAAUAAAUUACCAAAGUCACACUUUAGGCACAGACUGUUUUGUUUCACCCUAGGGUACAAGCACAAUAAAACUGCAUAAUUAGCAUUAAUGGAGAUAUCUUUUACAAAUGCACAACAGGCGUUUUGCAGUUCAAGGCUAAAAUGCACCAGCUGAACAGAGGAACCUGGUGAGUAUUUGCUGGAGGCAUGAAGGAUGGUUCCUGUGCCCACCACAGCUGGGGCUGGGCAGCUGCUCUGGGCCAAGGCUCCCAAAGCUGCCCUGCAGCUCUCCAGCCAUAGCUGGUGGUGAACUAAAAGGCAGCCAGGACUGAAAACAGAAGAGAGGCUUUUAUCUGUAUAUGGUGACAUCGGUGUAGAAGCUGAUGUUACAAAAAGGCACUUGGUAUUAUUCUACUGAAAAACAAGCGGAAAAAAAAAAAAAAAGAAAAAUAUUUUCCAUUCCAUGAAGUGUUAACAGUUAACUUUCAGCAGUGUGGUUUACUGUGGUAUUACCUAAAUUUGUAUCCUUUGGAAAUGUGUGUUUUAGUGGAACUGCACUGAUGUAAAACAAAUAUUAAAGCAUUAGACCAGAUCCUCAGUGUUCAGCUGUAUUAACUGAUCAGUUAGUACUUGACCUUCCUUCCCGGUCUGUACCCAUGUGCUGGAAUUGAUGCUUACAAGUAGUCCUGCUUGUAUAAGUGGAAGUACUUCUGUGUAAAGUAUUGUUUUUAGCUUUCAGGAAAACCAUAGGAAAGCAAACACCUCUGUGUUACUGGUUCACAGUAAGCACAGAGUUGUGUGCUGUCAUUUUGGAGGUCAUGGUCCUGUUGAGGAGAGCUGUAUGCCAGUGCUGUGCUGUGUCAGAGCAUUGUGUAGCAGGAGACUUUAUUUUAGCUGUGAACAAUGGACACUUACAAAUAGUGUCUGCAUGCAGAUGGUUUUGAAGCCAUUCCAGUAAUGUACAGCUCAUCCAAGUUUUGUCUUGGUGAAGGGAAAUGUUACCACGCUUGGAUGAUGGCUUCCAUAGAAUAUAUUUCAAGGAUAAAGUUUGUAGCUGUAAUACUGACUGCAUUUGUGACAUAAUAUGUAACACCAUUUUCGUUUGAACUGCCCAUCACUAAAUGUAUAGUGCUAAGCUAUACGCCCCAGCAUGACUGGGAUUUUCUACAGAUCAAUAUUUACUGAGUAGCUAAGUAAACAGCAGAUAUCUUAAAACUUUUAAAGUCAUUGAGCAAACCUGCCUCACUGCAGGUCUGAGUGAACCAUACCUGCAGCAGCAAGAGGGUCAUUUGGUUCUAACCUUUCACAUAUUUCCCUUUCUUCUAAGAUGUGGAAAAUAAUAAAAUCUAAUUACUAACACCUUCACUUGCAACUUAUGGUGUAGAAACAAUUGUUAAUAACUACAAAUAGUCAAAAAAUUGAUGGUAACCAUGCCCCUUUUACAACUAUCCCUUAACUUUCUUCUGUCCAUUUCAAACUGAGAGCAGUCAGAACUCUUGGUACCCUCACAGUUGUAAACUCAGUGCUUUAAAGUAGUUUUCCAUGGUAAUAAUUUGUGAGCAGGCAUUCCUCUGUUGCCCCUUCCUUCCCAAUAACAAUUGAACCUGAGGCCUGGCUUUGUAGCAAAUUAGUUAAAGAUUAAAAGAUGAAACUGUAUUUGUAAAUUUUGUAAAAUCCAGUAUCAUGAAAACAAUUCCUCACCCUGUUCAAAGAGAUGGAGCCCUUGCCUUUAUUCAGGAGUUACCUAGUGUGAGCUGCUGAUUCAACACACACAUAAUUGCUAGGAUGUUAGCAUUAGGUAAAAGCCAGACAUGAAAUACGCUGCUGCUGGCCCAGAUAGUCUGGGACAAGGAGGAGAUCUGGGAAUACUGGCAGGAAGGAGCAGAAGGUACUGGGAGGCAGGGGAAGUGAACCGGGCCCAUUUUAAAUGUGUGAAGGACACUCUAGGAAAUGAGGCUUUGUUUUUCCAGGGCUGGUGAAAAAGCUCAUCUAGGUUUGGUUUCACUUUAUGCCUAGUUCAUGCUGAUAAACAUGCUGCCUGCAACUUCACAUUUAACAGUUAGUGAAACUAUACAAAAUCAUGAAUUACUUCUACUACCUUCUUAAUCUUCUUACACUAUUGGUUGUUUUCACCUAACACAGUUCACUACCAUUCUGGCCAUUUUUCCAUCUGUGUUUGUAUCCAAUCCUAUUACUUGAAAGGUUUAGUAGCAGGCACGUGUCAUGUAGUGUCAUGUGCCACUAUAUAUCAGAAUAGUCUUACAGACAUGACGUGCCAAAUAUGAGAGACGGUCAUUCAAGUAAAUUACUGCUCUUAUUUAAAAAGGUGUAGUCAUAGUUUCACUAAGCAAAGUACUGCUCCAAUCUGCAGUUUGUCGAUAGGUUGUAUUGUCCCUACCCAGAUUGUGUAACUGCGCAGGCUUCAAAUGUUUGACUGGAUAAGAUUGUAUGCUUUGGCUCAAAACAGCUCUAAAAAAGUCAAUUUGCGACUACACAGUGUAUGCACCAGCAGGAGGGUCUGAAUUACUGGAGUACAGGGAGUGUCAGAGUCCAGAAACAAAAGUAAAGCUUUGAAAAGUGAGGGUUUUUUAUGUUGCUGACGUAAUCUUUUCUCAGUUUGUUCCAGGUGGGGAAAAGGUCUCUGAACUUUUUAAGACAAGACAAAUAAUUUUGGUACAAUGUUUAGCAUAUCUAUGAUGCCACUACACAGAGGAGCAUGACAUUAGAGGAGAUCCACACAGACACAGGACGACUGUAUGCCAGUUAGGCCUGAAGUCUGUAUUGGUGUUCACUGGGUUUUCCAGAGACACUGUGAAUGCAUCUGCUUCUUGAAUCCUGUGAUUUAACAGUAGCAUAAGGUCUUAAACGUAGAUUGCACUCAAAGCUCAAGCAACCUGUAGCUGCAGAACUUGUAAUACGUCUUAAGAAGGUGAGCGCUAAAUUAACAAUGAACAUCACACAACUUUCAACGUAAAAGCAAGGGUGUUAUUCUGAGAAGUUCUCUGUUAAUAGGAGUUGAUGUUGCUCCUGUAACACCAGUGACAAAUCUCCUGGUUGCUGGAAACCCACUGCAGGAUCUAUUUAAUGGCAUUCUGUUGAGGGCCUUUUGUAUCUCCAUAGCCCUCUUACUGUAGCACUUUCAGGAAGGUAUUUUGCUGCCAUUUGUUGUGUGUGUGUAACUUUUUUCUUCCUUUCCAAGCCAAGAGUAAAAUGAUACUUUUUAUUAUUUAUUUAAAGCGUGUUCCGUUCAGUCUGCUGUGCUAUGUACAUUUGUUAGCUAAAGCCAAGAACAACUUUUUUAAAACAAACAAACAGUUUUUUUAAAAAACAGCUGUUUAUUUCUGGCAAAGAAGAAUAGUAACCUGGUAAUAGGCUGUGGUUAUGGAGCAAAUAUAGUGAAUUAUAGUCCUUUGGGGAAUCUUCAGGGUUCGUUGAGUGCCUUGAAGGUAAGGAAAGAAGCAAGGGCACAUUGAUAAUUUCUUGGAUUGCUUGGGGGCUGGCUUGCUGCAUUCUGGUAUUAGCAGAGCCUUAAAGGCAGAUGACAUCAUAUCCCCUUAUUUUAUACUGCUGUAAUUCAGCCAGGAGGUGACAAAGUCAUGUUUUAUUGAGGCCAUGUCAUCACUUGCCAGGACAGGAUGGAGUCUCCUUGCCAACUACAGAUGGUAAAAAGCAUUAUUCACAAGCUCUAUUAUAUGAGAUCUUUGCUGAUACAUAACUUUCUCAUACACACACACACACAAAUGCCCUUUAUUUGCCAUUGGACUGUUUGUGCUGUUUGCUAGCAUCUGACAUAAUGACAAUUAUCUCUUCAUGAAUAUAGCUUUGUGUGAAUAAAAUGCUUAAGGUGCAAGGUCAGCUUUCAGAUGAAGGUGCACAUGAAGGAGCAGCAAGGGUGGGUUGCUGUGCAAGAAGAGGGGAACCAGGAAUAGAGGGUGGGUGACAAGGAGCACAGGGACAGUGACUGCAGUAAAAAGGGUCACUGUCUCAUAGCAGCCAAACAAGGUGAGCAGGGCAGGCCAGGUCUGGUGGUGAUCAUCAGCCAAAACCCCUGUGAACACCUGACAAGUCUGUGAGGAGUAGGCUGUGCUGAGGUACAGGGCCUGUUGUUAUAGGACAAGGGUUAAUAGUUUUAAACUAGAAGAGAGGAGAUUCAGACUAGACUUGAGCAAGAAAUUUUUAUAAUGAGAUUGGUGAGACACUGGCCCAGGUUGCCCAGAGAGGUGGUAGAUGCCCCAUCCCUGGAGACAUUCCAGGCCAGGCUGGACGGGGCUCUGAGCAACCUGACCUAGUUGAAGAUGUCCCUGCUCAGUGCAGGGGGUUGGUCCCUUCCAACCCAAACUAUUCUAUGAUUCUAUGAUUCUAAGUUUCCUUAAAUGUAUCCAAGUGUCUGAGAACCAGUGUUGUCUGAAAGAAAAAGAUGGUAGCUUUGUCUUAAAAGGUAUCAAAUGCAAAAUGGAGUAAUUAUUUCCUCCACUUCUAAAUACAGGGUAUUUUCUUUCUAAAUCCAAAAAUAAUGCCCUAACUGAACAGAAUUUAUGUCUUAGAAUCAACCAUAAUUUAAAGAGUCCAUUUUUAUAGCCCUCCAGCACUUACUUGCAUUUUGCUUUAACAUUGGAUGAAAGCAGAUCCCAGGAAAAAAAGCAUUUAAAAAAUUUCAAAGUCCAGCUUUGUUAAGUAAGAAUGGGUCUCGUAUCAAUCAGAUUUGCCUCUAGCAUGAACUGCUUUUUAAUAAUCCUCCUUCUCUCAGUAGGAGACAUUUCCUUUUGAUGAUACUGAGAUCUUGUUUUCCAUUCCUUGGGCCGUGUUGAAAAUCUGAUCAAAAACAAGAUGACUCUGCAAGUGGCAAUUCCAGUCUGACGGCAUCUCCCUUAUGAUCAGAAGCAUGUGAUGACUGCUCAAGCAAAUGGGUGUAUUUAAAAUACUCUUUCCUUAUGCCUUUCGUUGCGCAUCCUCCUGAUUAUGUGAGAACCUUUUAAAGUACAUUUAAAUAAUUUCUGCACUUUUCAUUUUUAUUACAUUUUGCCUUACCUCGUGAUGAGUUUUAAGUGCACAGAAAAAACUAUCACCAGCUUAUUUAGACUUUUUUCCUGUGAUCUUGUUUAAAGAAUCAAGUUGACAUUAUUCUGAAUUACUGCAGAAAAAAAAUAUAUUGUGCAACUACUCUUUUUUUAAAUAUCAUAUUUUGCAUUUUGGUUAGUUUCUUCACUGACACAUAUAUUUUUAAAGGUCUCUGCCUGUAAAGCAAAGCUGCCUUACAAUCAUGAGUUUGCCCACAUGAGGCCAUUGCGUGGAGCACAGUGAGAUUACUGCCAUUGAUACAUUACUCUGGCCUGCAACUGCUAUCACAGAAUCACAGGAUGGCUGGGGUUGGAAUGGACCUCUGGAGUCCAACCCACCUGCUAAAGCAGGUUCACCAGAGCAGAUCGCACAGGAAUGUGUCCAGGAGGGUUUUGAAUAUCUCUAGAGGAAACUCCACAACCUCUCUGGGCAGCCUGUUCCAGGGCUCUGCCACCCACAAAGUAAAGAAGUUUCUCCUCACGUUUAGAUGGAACCUCCUGUGCUUUAGACUGUGCCUGUUGCCCCUCAUCCUAUCAUUGGGCACCGCUGAAAGGAGUCUGGUCCCAUCCUCUUGACACCCACCCUUGAGAUAUUUAUGAACACUGAUGAGAUCCCCUCUCAGCCUUCUCUUCUCCAGGCUGAACAGACCCAGCUCUCUCAGUCUUUCCUCAUAAGAAACAUGCCCUAGGUCCCUCAGCACCUUUGUAACCCUCUGCUGGACUCUCUCCAGUAAUUCCUUGUCCUUCUUAAAUUGAGGACCCCAGAACUGUAUAUACUCCUUUACCAUGUAUAGGAGUUAUAAAGCUUAAUAAUUCAGAGCAUCCCAGAGCAAAUAUAAAGUCUUAUCGUUUCGCAGUGGUCCCUCUUUUCAAUGUCACAGGACAGCCAUGACCGAGACGUGUGGCCCUCUAUGGACACUUCACUGCCGUGCACUUGCUGUGACCAAAGCACUUGCCAUUACCGCGGUUGCCCCUACCAAAAUUUUCGCGGGUAGAACGAACACCGCUGCCCCGCACCCCCAUGGGGAGGCGGGGCCUCGGUGGGCUCGGGGGGGACGAGCCCCGCCCCCGAGAAGGCGGGGCUGAGUGCGGGGGAUGGAGGGGGUCAGCUCACGUGAUCCCUUCGGCCCCGCCUCCUGCCCGCUCCGCCAUGUUGUUUCUUCCUUUCCUAGCGCCCAGCGGCGAUUGCGGGCGGUGGUGCAGCCCGGGCCCGGCACCGGCACCGGCACCGGCGGCGGCCCUUUCCCGCGGGCAGGUCUAGGAAACCGGGAGGAUCUAUUCUCAUAACAAUGGCAGCAAAAUCAUCACUGCUUAAAGUAAUACUGCUAGGAGAUGGUGGAGUUGGGAAGAGCUCCCUUAUGAACAGAUAUGUCACCAACAAGUUUGAUGCACAGCUGUUUCAUACAAUAGGUGUGGAAUUCUUAAAUAAAGAGUUGGAAGUUGAUGGACACUUCGUUACCAUGCAGAUAUGGGACACAGCAGGCCAGGAACGUUUUAGGAGCUUGCGGACUCCUUUCUAUAGAGGUUCUGACUGUUGCCUACUGACCUUCAGUGUGGAUGACUCUCAAAGCUUCCAAAACUUAAGCAACUGGAAGAAAGAAUUCAUUUAUUAUGCAGAUGUCAAAGAGCCUGAAAGUUUUCCAUUUGUGAUACUGGGUAACAAAGUUGAUAUUGAUGAGCGGCAAGUGUCUACAGAAGAAGCUCAAGACUGGUGCAGGAAUAAUGGCAACCAUCCUUAUUUUGAAACCAGUGCAAAAGAUGCCACUAAUGUUGCAGCAGCCUUUGAAGAAGCCGUUAGAAGAGUUCUAGCCUCUGAAGACAGAUCAGAUCACUUUAUUCAAACAGAUACUGUAAAACUUAAUCAGAAACCGAAACCCAGUUCAUCUUGUUGUUGACUUAAACUUUAUUUGGCCAAAUUACUUUUGACUAGCUUGCUCUAUAAAAGGAUAGGGAAGGUGUAGUAGUUAAAAUAACAAAUGGAUUUCACUCUAAUAUUAAAAUUGUAAUAUUCUGCUGCUUUCUUGGGGGAGCAAAACAAAAAUUUUCAUGAGUGACCCAUUAUUGAAUUAGUGAAACUUUCUGUUUAGGAAGGUGUCAAGUAAAAUUAUUAAUAGAAGAAUGUAAUUUGCCAACUUUAUUGAAAUGAUGGAUAUUUUGAAUAUAAUUAAAACUUGAAAGUUCUAGAAGCACUACUUUGAAGAAACUGUUCUGGAAUUCAGGCACAAAGAUACUUUUGUAUGUGUAUAUUUUUAUGAAAUCAGCAUUCCAUUUUUGUUUCACUGGAAGGCAGUUUCUUAACAAUGCUAGAGAUUAAACUUCAGUCUCACUACA
Messenger RNA from Columba livia (rock pigeon), 10635 nucleotides. RefSeq names its product transcription elongation factor A N-terminal and central domain containing (gene TCEANC). Bases 718 to 1800 code for a protein of 360 amino acids. Gene Ontology annotation, cellular component: nucleus. The transcript is spliced from 6 exons. Gene Ontology annotation, biological process: DNA-templated transcription. NCBI's taxonomy places the organism in Eukaryota, Metazoa, Chordata, Aves, Columbiformes, Columbidae. The record is from RefSeq and is a predicted model, not a curated record.